Messenger RNA from Thermothelomyces thermophilus ATCC 42464, 562 nucleotides. RefSeq lists its product as uncharacterized. The coding region runs from base 244 to 489 and encodes 81 amino acids. The transcript has 2 exons. Lineage: Eukaryota; Fungi; Ascomycota; Sordariomycetes; Sordariales; Chaetomiaceae. The record is from RefSeq and is a predicted model, not a curated record.
AUCGCCUCGCUCCUCGCGUAGCCCGCCAACCCGCUCGCCGACUUUUGCCGACCGACAUCAACAAACAUAUCGAAAGCUUUGUGUGCCUUCAUUUCUCCUUGAUUGACUUUUUUUUUUAGAGGAGAAGCAAAGACGGUCUAUCACCUCACUCGACUUCCAUAUCGCUCUUGUUGCCUUUGCUUUUUUUUCCCUCCUUGGAGCAAAGUAACGGGAAACAAUACCAUCUACGACCAUCACGCCACCAUGCCUUCCCAGGUCGCCACAACGCCGCUCUCCGCGCCCAUCCCGAUCCCGCCCCCGCGCCGGAACCUGGGCUUGAUCACGACCCAGGAGCUGUUCGCCAGCCUCAACGCCACCCUGGCGUCCAAGUCGGACGAGCUGGUCACGCCCGUUCGGCAUAUCCAGGAGCAUGACUACUCCGUCCCGGCCCCGCCGCCUCCGAGCCCCGUCAGCUUCCGGGACCACUGGCCGGCGACGAUGCGUCACUGAGUAAGCGGUCGACUUUCCCGAUUGUCGGGGUUAUUCUUUUUCCCUUUCCCUUCUAUCACUCUCUCCUUACUCU